Fusarium keratoplasticum is the source of this 2472-nucleotide messenger RNA. RefSeq names its product NACHT domain-containing protein. The record is from RefSeq and is a predicted model, not a curated record. The transcript has 3 exons. NCBI's taxonomy places the organism in Eukaryota, Fungi, Ascomycota, Sordariomycetes, Hypocreales, Nectriaceae. Gene Ontology annotation, molecular function: protein binding. The coding region runs from base 1 to 2472 and encodes 823 amino acids.
AUGGCCGUCAAACUUCAUCUGGAACGUAACGCCAACGCGAAUCUCCACUGGGUGACGCUCGCAUGUCGGACACUAGAGCGAGCUAGAAGGGGCCAGGCGAUCGACAGAGUCCAUCUAUUCCCUCCAGGCCUGGAUAACUUGUAUCUUCACCUAUUCCGCCAGAUCCUUGAGUCCUUUGGCAAUAGGCCAUGUCAAAAAGUACUUGUUUUUGCAGCAGUUGUCAGCCGUCCGAUCUCGCUGAAAGAGUUUUCAUGUCUGGCUGGCAUUGAGAAAACCGAGACGGCGCAGCUUGUGGGCAUUUGUUACGCGUUUCUCACUCUGCAGCAUGAAACUAUCUACUUUGUUCAUCAGUCAGCCAAGGACUUUCUCCUCUCCUCAUCAGCCCCCAUCGAGGUCGCGCCCACGCACCGCGAGAUCAUCGAGAGGUCAUUACAGGCUAUGAACUCGACACUAGAACGCGACAUUUACAAAUUGAAGCGGCCAGGUGUCUCAAUCGACGAAUUUUUCGUUCCUCGGCCAGACCCGCUUGCUUCAGUUCGCUACAGCUGCAUCUUUUGGACCGAUCAUCUAAUUCAAUUGGCUUCAGAAGGUCGUGAAGCCAUGUCAGAACUCAUCGCCGACGGAGGCCCUGUUGAUCUCUUUCUGAGACAGAGCUUUCUCAACUGGAUCGAAGCUCUUUCUCUUUUGAAGAGUUUCCUGUCUGGUGUCCGUUCAGUUGCAAGAUUAUCAUCACUAUUGGAAGGACGACAAGAUGUCGCCAAACCAAUUCUUCUAUCCAAGCUUGUAGAUGAUGCACACCGAUUCAUGAGAUUUCACCAAGUGGGAAUUGAGAACUACCCGCUUCAGGUCUACUCCGGUGCUCUCAUCUUCAGCCCCAGCAAAAGUCUCAUUAAGCAGAUAUUCCAUAACGAGGAGCCGAGGGACAUUGUUCUGAAACCACAUAUUGGAGAGUAUUGGAGCUCAGUAUUCUCGGCUUUCGAGGGCCACAAUGCCGAUGUUGUGGCCAUGUCCUCAAGCAGCAGCCCCAAAGGAAUAGUUGUGGCCUCAGCAUCAACCGACGGGACCAUAAAGCACAAAUUCCCGUUUAGCAUCUUCAGCAACCCCAGCCUGGAGAGUAUCAUCUUAUCCUUCCCUGAAGGCAGUUCCGACAAACUUCUCUCAGCCUCGGGCUCGACAGUUUCCAUCUGGAAUCUCAUCACAGGCGGACAAGAAGGAGUGUUGGAACACCCAUCCCAGGUCUCAGUCAUCGCUCUCUCUUUCUGCAAUGGUACUACAACCGAGUCUGUCACAUUACCUACCGACUGGACCGUCACUGUCUGGAAUUUGGAGGCGCGCAAAGCUAUCAAGAAAAUGGUCAUUGGAUCAGAAGUCACGCGUAAGGUCGCACUGGGGCCCCUUUCCUUUGCAAAUUUUGCAUGUGGCGGCGGCGGAAAAGGCCGAAUUCUCAUUCAACCUCGCUCAUCAGGUUUCUUUCUCCUAAGGGUUGGGCCCUUGGCGGUCUGGGAGCUGGAGACGGGCAAAUGUCUUCGGGUAUUCGAGGACGACAGCACCAUGGCCGGCACAUAUCCUGGCGGCUAUUUGAGGGGUGAAUAUUCUGAGUAUACCAUAGCGUUCUCGCCCAACGGAAAACUGGUGUCCGCAAGUGGCGUGACUGGCUGUAUCAGAGUCUGGAGCGUCGACACUGGAGAGUGCAUUCACACUUUGGCACUAAAAGAUGGGCUGUUCAGCCAAUCUGACCUGCUUUAUAACUCCUUCCCCAGAUAUUUGGCACCAAUUAGCCUUGCAUUCAACAGGGCAUCUACCCAGCUGAUCUGGAUAGGCUGGUGGCCAUCUCAUGGCUCGCUAGGGGUUUACAGUGUUGAUACCGGCGAAUGUCCACCCAUGCUUCACGUUACAGGUUCUUUCCGUUCGGCUUUGCGCGUGUUGGAGAGCACAAAUAACAUUGCUAUUUCUGACUCUCAGAUGAUCAACGUUAUUGACCCCUUUUCCGAGGGGACGGAGAUGCCCGACAGUAUAGCAGCCAACCAGCAUGUGCUAAUAUCAAAGAACGAAAGAUAUGUAGCAUAUUUCACCCAGGGUAAUACUCUCCAGAUUCACGAUCUGAGUGUACCAGCACUUCUCAUGGAGCGUACGUUGAACAGAGACUCGGACUCCAAGUACUUCGAGGACUCGCGACUGUGGACGGUUUUCUUCAAUCCUUUCAGCGGAAAUGACAAUUCGCCAUGUGAAGACCUGCCUAGUCUCUUGGAACCUAGGCCGAUAACCCGUCACAAGUACCAGAUUGAGGGAAGUUGGAUUCUCAGAGAUUCAGAAAAGCACCUAUGGCUUCCUUCCAGAUAUCGCCCUGUAAGCACAGGUGUGGUACACCAGAACCAGGAUGUCCGGGGAUCAACGCUGGCUGUGCGCUGGGAUUCGAGCAACGUUUACUAUAUGAGAUUUUCAAACAACUCAGAAGAAGAGAGUCGGCCUUAG